Pyricularia oryzae 70-15 is the source of this 1373-nucleotide messenger RNA. RefSeq names its product ubiquitin-conjugating enzyme. The coding region runs from base 526 to 1068 and encodes 180 amino acids. The transcript has 2 exons. The record is from RefSeq and is a predicted model, not a curated record. Gene Ontology annotation, cellular component: cytosol; endoplasmic reticulum. NCBI's taxonomy places the organism in Eukaryota, Fungi, Ascomycota, Sordariomycetes, Magnaporthales, Pyriculariaceae.
AACUGCAAUCUGGAACUCUUCCAUCUUUUAGCCUCGAUGUUGUGACUGGACAAGACCAUUUUGAAGGAUACUUUCGAAAUAUUGUUUAAAUUAUUGCCAGGCGACUUUCAUUAUACACCUAUCCGACCCGGCACCAACACCGCAAAACUCAAUCACUUGCAGCCAAUUUGUCACUACCCCGCCCGACACCUUUUUAACCCUGGUCGCCGCUUGUCGCCGCCUCGACUAAGGUACUAGGGCCGCUGGUUAAAGAUUCAGUCCACCAAAGGCCGCGUGACCGCCAGCCGACCUCCGCUCUGCACCAUACCUAUACAGACUAGCCUAGUCUAUACCGUCGACUCUCUGCUUUGGGAAUACCCUCAAGAAGUGCUUUGGUCUGUAAUUGCUACAGAUCAUACAUACCUUGCCUACCUUGCUCACUUCUGUACCCGCGAUUCACAUCAGACACUGAGAUUGGAAAGGAAUCGCACUCGUGCACUACCGGUGGAAUUUAGGCGGUGCGCCUGCCGUCAUACUCUCGCAGCCAUGUCUUACAACGGCGCCUCGUCCUCGUCUCAGUCAACAUCAGCAGCCGCUCUCCUCUUAGGCAGGCAGCUUAAACAGAUGCAGAGAGACAACAAUCCAAGGUUCUCAGUUGGCCUAGUUAACGACUCCAACCUUUUCGAAUGGAACGUUAUGCUCAUGAUCGAUGACGAUGUAAAAUUCUACGGUGGCGCCAACUUCCGAGCCCGACUUUCCUUUCCCCCGACGUACCCUCAUCUUCCACCGAGCAUGACCUUUCAGAAGCCGAUACCUUUCCACCCAAACAUCUACGACAACGGUGUGCUCUGCAUUAGCAUCCUUCACCCGCCCGAGGAAGAUAAGUACGGUUACGAGGCAGCAUCGGAGCGCUGGAGCCCCGUACAAACUCCCGAGACAAUACUGCUGAGCGUCAUCAGUUUGUUUUCGGACUUGAACGUUGAAAGCCCAGCCAACGUCGAGGCGGCAAGGCUGCUUAGGGAAGAUCCCAAAGAAUUCAGGAAAAUUGUAAGGAAAUGUGUCCGUGAGAGUACGGGAGAGGACUUAUAGGGCACGCAACAGGAGGCGACGUUUCUUGAAGCAUGGCCUGGUAGUAUCACAUGGAUAGCAUGAUGACCGGGCAUGGCGUUAAUGGAGGUUAUGGCUUGGUAGGCUCUGUGACUUUGUUUAGUAUCGAGAUUUCGCGUCUCUGAGAGAAUAGUUCACGUUUCAGCGUGGCAUUUUUAAAUAUUGAUGACUCCAUAAGUUCUGAUAAUUUGCCACUAUUACGAAGACCCCGUUAUGUACUGUGGUGUAAUUCAGCCUCUCGUCCUUCAGAAGAAUUAGAACUUAAUAGAUCAGAAACCAACGCCAUC